Molecule: messenger RNA, 1326 nt
Organism: Dicrocoelium dendriticum
Lineage: Eukaryota; Metazoa; Platyhelminthes; Trematoda; Plagiorchiida; Dicrocoeliidae
Source: the annotation of a GenBank genome assembly
AUGAUCGAAAACAACCAAAGAUGGCGCAAUGUACGAUGCUUUCUCGAACGACCUGGACCGUUCCAACGUGCCGGAUUUGAGCCCUCUCCAGAUUUGUUGGAACUGGUUCAAACCCAUGUCAAACUGCUGGUGAUAGGUGCUGGAGGGCUGGGAUGCGAGCUCUUAAAGGAUCUGGCCAUGAUGGGCUUUACGCAAAUAGACGUUAUCGAUAUGGAUACGAUCGACAUUUCUAAUCUAAACAGGCAAUUUUUAUUCAGACCACAGGAUGUUGGAAAACCGAAAGCUGAAAUUGCCGCCGCCUACAUCAGGCAUCGUGUGCCAGAUUGCAAUGUUACUCCGCAUUUCAAAAAAAUUCAAGAUUUUGAUGAAUCUUUUUAUCGUCAGUUCAAUGUUGUCAUAUGUGGGUUGGAUUCUGUUAUUGCCAGGCGCUGGAUCAAUGCAAUGUUGGCUAGCCUUGUUGUGUUUGAUUCUGAUGGUAGACCCGAUCCGAACACGGUCAUUCCUCUCGUUGAUGGGGGCACCGAAGGUUUCAAAGGUCACGUCUUGGUCGUUCUUUAUGGACUAACCGGAUGUCUGGAGUGCAGUUUGGACCUGUAUCCCCCUCAAGUGAAUUUUCCAUUAUGCACCAUUGCUCACACACCUCGUCUACCGGAGCAUUGUAUCGAGUAUGUCAGGGUGUUGCUUUGGCCCAAAGAAAAUCCUUUCGGAGAAAAUGUUGCGAUAGAUGGGGACUGUCCCGAGCAUAUUCAGUGGAUUUUCCAGAAAGCGCUGGAUCGUGCUCAGCAAUUCGGCAUUGACGGCAUUACUGUGCGUCUGGUACAAGGUGUUGUGAAACGAAUCAUUCCCGCAGUGGCCUCAACGAAUGCAGUCGUAGCAGCGGCCUGCGCUACAGAAGUUUUCAAAUUAGUCACAUUUUGCUACGAUUAUCUGAACAACUAUAUGAAUUUCAACGACCUGGAUGGGGUUUACACCUACGGUUUUCUGGUGGAGCGCAAGCCCGACUGUCUGGCUUGCAAUAAUGUACCCAAAGAAAUUACCUUCUCUGCAUCCAACACUCUCGGUGACGUGAUCAGUCGAUUCACGGACAGUGCAGAGUAUCAAAUGAAGUCACCCAGCGUGACCACAGUGACAGAAUCGGGAAACAAAUCCCUGUUUAUUGACCUACCCGAAUUGGCCGUGGUGUUAAAACCUAAUUUAACCAAAUCUUUGCGAGAUCUCGGUUUGUGCAAUGGGCAGAUGCUUAACGUCAGUGAUUCCACAACUCCCCGAACUCUUUCGUUUCGCCUACGCUUGGAAGAGCAACAAGAGGCCACGCCAACCGAAUGA